AGGGUCCUGGUGGUUCAGUUCCCUCGUUCCUGUUGUUGGUCGGUCCUGCCAUGGCCCUGCUGCGGCUGCUGGCGCUGGGGGCAGCCCUGGGGCGCCGCAGCUGCUGCUCCAAGCCCUCGCUGCCCCCCGACUUUGUGGAGGCCCUGAGCGCCGUGGUCGGGGCCCCCAACGUCUCCACGGCCUCGGCGGUGCGGGAGCAGCACGGCCACGAUGAGUCCAUGCACCCCUGUGCCCCCCCGGACGCCGUGGUGUGGCCCCGGUCGGUGGGGCAGGUGCAGGAGUUGGCUGCGCUCUGCUACGGCCACCGAGUGCCCAUGGUGCCCUUUGGCACCGGCACCGGCCUCGAGGGCGGUGUCAAUGCCGUGCAGGGCGGCGUCUGCUUCGACCUGAGCCGCAUGGACACCAUCGCGGAGCUGAGCCUCGAGGACUUCUCGGUGACAGUGGAGCCCGGUGUCACCCGCAAGGCCCUCAACAACCACCUGCGUGGCACCGGGCUCUGGUUCCCUGUCGACCCCGGGGCAGACGCCUCUCUGUGUGGCAUGGCGGCCACGGGCGCCUCGGGCACCAACGCGGUGCGCUACGGCACCAUGCGGCCCAACGUGCUCAACCUGCGCGUGGUGCUGCCGGACGGGCGCCUGCUCCACACCGCCGGCCCCGGGCGCCAGGCCAGGAAGCGGGCGGCCGGCUACGACCUGACCUCGCUCUUCGUGGGCUCCGAAGGCACCCUGGGCUUCCUGACGCAGGCCACGCUGCGCCUGCACCCGCUGCCCGAGGCCACCGCCGCCACCAUCGCCUCCUUCCCCGGCGUGGGGGCAGCUGUGGCGUGCACCGUCCAGGUGCUGCAGGCUGCCGUGCCCGUGGCCCGCAUCGAGUUCCUGGAUGAGGUGAUGGCAGACGCCUGUGGCCGCUACAGCGGGAUGGGGCUGCCCGUGGCAGCCACGCUGCUCCUGGAGCUCCAUGGCUCCCGGAACAGCCUGGCUGAGCAGCAGCGACAGACGGAGGAGAUCGUGCGGCUGAACGGCGGCUCCGGCCUGGCGUGGGCGGAGGGGCUGGAGGAGCGCGGGCGGCUCUGGGCCAUGCGCCACAACGCCUGGUACGCGGCCCUGGCCCUGCGGCCCGGCUGCCAGGGCUACUCCACGGAUGUCUGUGUGCCCAUCUCCCGCCUGCCCGACGUGGUAGUGGAGACCAAGCAGGACCUGCAGGACUCCGGCCUCACCGGACCCAUGGUGGGACACGUAGGAGAUGGCAACUUCCACUGCAUCCUCAUCUUCAACACCCAGGACCCGGAGGAGGCCCAGCGCAUCCACGCCUUCACCCAGCGCCUGGGCAGGCGGGCACUGGCGGCAGGGGGCACCUGCACCGGGGAGCACGGCGUGGGGCUGGGCAAGCGGGCGCUGCUGCUGGAGGAGCUGGGCCAGGAGGGGCUGGACACCCUGCGCUCCAUCAAGGCUGCUCUGGACCCCUACAACCUCAUGAACCCCGGCAAGGUGCUCUGAGGGGGAGCACUGGCACUGAACCGGCAGAGGGGAGCUGGGAGUCAAGGCUGGGGUGGCCACACUGCCCUGCACUGCCACUUUGUGUCCCCACAAAUCCCUCCAUCCCCACCUCAGGGGGUCAGGGAUCCUCAAACCCCAAAUAAACCCCUUUGCACCCCAUA
Myiozetetes cayanensis is the source of this 1657-nucleotide messenger RNA. RefSeq names its product lactate dehydrogenase D (gene LDHD). The record is from RefSeq and is a predicted model, not a curated record. Bases 51 to 1496 code for a protein of 481 amino acids. Gene Ontology annotation, molecular function: FAD binding; D-lactate dehydrogenase (NAD+) activity; D-lactate dehydrogenase (cytochrome) activity. Gene Ontology annotation, biological process: lactate catabolic process. Gene Ontology annotation, cellular component: mitochondrion. The transcript is spliced from 11 exons. Lineage: Eukaryota; Metazoa; Chordata; Aves; Passeriformes; Tyrannidae.